Molecule: messenger RNA, 1281 nt
Organism: Pseudomassariella vexata
Lineage: Eukaryota; Fungi; Ascomycota; Sordariomycetes; Amphisphaeriales; Pseudomassariaceae
Exons: 3
Coding region: 1-1281 (426 amino acids)
Biological process (GO): regulation of transcription by RNA polymerase II; positive regulation of DNA-templated transcription, elongation
Cellular component (GO): cyclin/CDK positive transcription elongation factor complex; nucleus
Molecular function (GO): cyclin-dependent protein serine/threonine kinase activator activity
Source: RefSeq, a predicted model, not a curated record
AUGGCUCCUCCCACGACCCAAGCCAGUACAAAUGGCAAUGAUCCGGGUGCAGCCACGCAGGCAACUGUUCAGUACCCCCACCCUGGCCACGUCGCCUCGAGCAAGCAGUACAUGACUGAGGAUAUUAUUGCCCGUCUACUACGUGAGGAUAGGUCAAGCUCCAAAGAGGAUCAGUACAGAAUUGAUGGUGUAACCCUGAUCGAAAAUAUUAGAGAAGCCAUGCAGCUACCAGUCAAAACCUUUGAUGCUGCCUGCACCUUCUACCAUCACUUUCGCCUGAAGCAUCGAGAUGUCGAUUACCACUAUCAAGACGUGGCAAUUGCUUGCAUAUUUGUCGCUUGCAAGGCAGAGGACACCUUGAAGAAGUCAAAGGAGAUUAUCUGUGCUGCAUAUAAUCAUAAGGACAAUGUUGAGCCCAGAACCCAAGAUGACAAGAUGUUUGAGCAGCCUGCCAAGAUUGCCAUCGGUAUUGAACGACUGAUCCUCGAGACCAUGUCCUUCGAUUUUCGCGUUCGCAACCCGCAGAAAGUUCUUGUCAAAAUGGUCAAGGACGUUCUCGCUGGAGAUGGCACAAUGGCGUUCAUGCCCCUCGCGUGGGAUAUGUCGUUUGACAUGUACAAGACAUUUGUGCCGCUCAAGCAGACAAGCUUCACCAUGGCCUUUAGCAUUGUUCUGCUUACUUCGCGCAUCAGCGGAUUGGCUGCUGACAGGAUCGAUGGAUUGGAUCCCGAACAUUGGCACACGUCUCGUGGUCGCGUCAUGGAGACGGUGCUCGACUUACUUGACCUAUACACGCAGCAUCAAAAGCAGACAAGGCUUGGAGAGAAAUUCGAUCCCGCUAAGUUCAUUGAUGUUAAGAUCCAGCUGAACAAGGAGAUGGAGCGCUCAGGCUUGCCUCGAUACCAGAAGCACUGGUGUGACAGUUGCGGAUCUGAUGAUGGUGCAACUUCCCUGCUCACUGCUGCCUCCAACAACAGUCGCACUUCCACUAAGCAUGGAAGAGACCAAUUGUCCGGAACCAACCGCUUUGUAUUCGAUGCGGAAGAGGCCCAACGAGAGAGGGAAAUUGUUGCACCGUACUUCGAGGAUGAGUACGAGGAGCACGAGAUCGAGGUCGAGGAGCCAAUCCACGAGCCCCGCGAGCGGCCUCGCGAUCACCGUGGUCAUGGCCACGGACAUGGCCACGGUGGUCAAGGGCGCCGCGGUCAUGGUUCCGAUGGAUGGUACGGUGGCCGCGGGCGUGGUCGUCGCGAUCGAGGACACCGUGGUGGCUUUUACUAA